Molecule: messenger RNA, 318 nt
Organism: Staurois parvus
Lineage: Eukaryota; Metazoa; Chordata; Amphibia; Anura; Ranidae
Source: the annotation of a GenBank genome assembly
AUGGCUAUCAGGUACCCAAUGGCUGUAGGCCUUAAUAAAGGCCAUCCAGUGACCAAGAAUGUAUCCAAGCCCAGACACUCUCGCAGGAGAGGGCGCCUGACAAAACACACCAAAUUUGUCCGUGACAUGAUACGUGAAGUAUGUGGUUUCGCCCCAUAUGAAAGACGUGCCAUGGAGUUGCUCAAAGUGUCAAAGGACAAAAGAGCUCUUAAGUUCAUCAAAAAAAGGAUUGGAACUCACAUCAGGGCUAAGAGAAAGAGAGAAGAACUCAGCAAUGUGUUGGCUGCCAUGAGAAAGGCUGCAGCCAAGAAAGAUUAA